This is a messenger RNA of Cylindrotheca closterium, 588 nucleotides long. Lineage: Eukaryota; Bacillariophyta; Bacillariophyceae; Bacillariales; Bacillariaceae. The record is from the annotation of a GenBank genome assembly.
AUGAACCCAACAGCCAAAUUGAUCGAAUCCACCUAUAGUGCGGUUCCUCUAGAUGAAGUCCUUGGGACGGGUCUCUUCUCCAUGUCUCAAGCUGAAAAAUCUGAAGGAUGGUUGAAAGAAGCGAGGAUUGGUGAACACACACCAGAGACAGAAGAGUACGGAAUAGGGAGUUUUACCUAUCGGGAGCUCAAACCGUUUCAACCAUACAAGCUACAUGCGACACUCCAAGCCAUGAUAGACAAGACGGAACCUCCUUUUGAUACAAGCACUGUACUUCGUGCGAAAGGCUUCGUUUGGCUCGCUAGUUUCCAUCAGAUUCAAGGAGACCUCUCUCUGGCGGGAAACCAUUUCUCAUUGCUACCCGGUAAUCCGUGGUGGGCCGAGAUCGACCGGCAGGACUGGCCAGAAAACCUAGCUCGCGAUAUACAACAAUUAUGGCAUGAGCCCUAUGGAGACCGACAACAAGAAAUUGUCAUUAUUGGGCAGUCUCUGGACAUGGAGCGUAUCACGAAAGCGUUAAACGAAUGUUUGCUAUCAGAUGAUGAGAUGGAAAAAGGUCAAGAAGCUUGGAAUACCCUCUUCCAUUGA